AUGUCGCUUUCCCCCGCCGUAUGGCCACCUGUUGGCCACUACCGGCCUUCAGAAUACUGCCUUGAGACAGGCCACCGUACCGCCGGAUUUUCUAUCCGCCAACUUGAGGCGCCCGCCAUAAAAAAGCCUAUCAACCACCAUUCCCAUCGUCGUUACCCCCUGUAUAAUCAUCGCUCUGUCUCACCGGAUUCCCUCUAUUACACGCACUCGACUCUGUCUACUCCCAUCUCCAAAAAGUCUUCUCGUCGUUCAGCUUUUCGUCGUCCCCUUCCAAAGCCUGACGUUUCUCCUGUCGCUUUUAAUUCUUCUCCUCCGCCUCUUUACCAGUUCUCUACUAAAUCCAUUGAUGACACUAUUCAUUAUGAACAAGAACCUAUUCCUCAACUAGCUUCGGAUCAGGACAUUUUGGAUGACAUGGAAAACUGGACUGCUUCCACUCGUACCAAUACCCUUAGUAUGGCUGGAUUGUUGUCUCCACCUGGUUCUCCAUUGUCAUCCUUUGAUGACUUGCCUCCCUUUGAAGAAGACUUUGUAUUGUUUCCUUGA
Molecule: messenger RNA, 546 nt
Organism: Umbelopsis ramanniana AG
Lineage: Eukaryota; Fungi; Mucoromycota; Umbelopsidomycetes; Umbelopsidales; Umbelopsidaceae
Exons: 1
Coding region: 1-546 (181 amino acids)
Source: RefSeq, a predicted model, not a curated record